Austrofundulus limnaeus is the source of this 1031-nucleotide messenger RNA. RefSeq names its product papilin b, proteoglycan-like sulfated glycoprotein (gene paplnb). Gene Ontology annotation, biological process: transforming growth factor beta receptor signaling pathway. Lineage: Eukaryota; Metazoa; Chordata; Actinopteri; Cyprinodontiformes; Rivulidae. The record is from RefSeq and is a predicted model, not a curated record. Gene Ontology annotation, molecular function: serine-type endopeptidase inhibitor activity; receptor antagonist activity; transforming growth factor beta binding.
ACACACACAGUGAGCAUCACCUCUACCCGCCUGUGACUGGUUGUGCACAGUCAUAUUACGGCUGCUGUCCUGAUGGUCAGACCUCUGCAACCGGACCCAGAAACCAGGGCUGUUCUUUAGAUGGCUGCGCUCGCAGGAGGUAUGGCUGUUGUUCAGAUGGAGUCACACCAGCUCAAGGAGUUGGAGGGGCUGGAUGUCCUGAGUAUCAGACAACUGAACAUCAGCCAUCGCGACCCGUCGAUUCGCCCGCUGCCAACGUGUGCUCCCUGCCUCGUGACGAGGGUGCUUGUGAAAGGUGGACAGUGCGCUUCAGCUUUGACAACGGGAGURGCAAAUGCAAGGAGUUCUGGUACGGUGGCUGCCACGGCAAUGCCAAUAACUUUGUCUCCAUGGAGGCAUGCCAGAGGGAGUGCGGUGGUGUCGGGAGGGAGCCUGCAUCUGUGAGGGUGACCCCAAGGAGGGGCUCACUUGGAAGCAUUGCAAGAGCAAUGGCGCACCGUGCUCGUGUCUAGCUGACACACCUUCUCCAUAAUCCAAAUCACACUUGCCCAAAAAUCUAAAGACAGAUGGCUCAAUCUUAGCAAACCUUUCCACAUUCCUAUCACGAUGAUUGAGUUUCUUCAAUUCAAUACAGUUCUUUGCAAAAGUCUUAAUUUCUGCCCAAGAAGUCUAACUAUCUUGUGAUUUUUAGAAGUAAAACUCUACAAUUGUUUUAGGAAGCUUUUGAAGGUUUUUCUAUAUAUUUUUUUCCAAUGUUAGAUGCUUUUUUAUUCUUUUUAUUUGUCCUUUAUUUGUUUGUUUUCACAAGAAAUACACCAAGACCUGACAGGACACAGAUGCACCAUCCUACAUCUGGUACACCAAAUAUACAGUAUGUCAGGACCUCUAGAUGGACCAAAAACUGUUUCAUCCAUUACUCCAUUUUUUUUUCUAAAUCUUGACAAAUUUGUUGUUAAUGUUUUCUUUAUAUUCAUCUGUACUUUGGCCUAGUCACAUCAUGAAUAGAGUUAAUAAAGUCUCAUUAAUCAAUA